AUGACCUUCUAUCUGCAGCUAGGCAACGUCGACAAGGCCAGGCAGGUGGCACGACGAGCCAUCCAAGUGAUUCACUUCCGCGAGGAGCAAGAGAAACUAAAUGUCUGGAUGGCACUGCUAAAUGUCGAAAACAUGUACGGCUCACCGGAGACGGUGGAGGCUGUGUUUAAGGAAGCUGCGCAGUACAAUGAUGCACUGGAGGUGCAUUCACGUAUGCUGUCGAUUUACGAGCACGGCAACAAGAUUGACGACGCAGCAGCGUUGUUCCCACGCGCGGUGAAAAAGUUCAGCUUUGUACCGGACAUGUGGAUUCGCUGGUACGAGUUCUGUCUCCGCCAUGAUCGUGAAGACGAAGCGCAUGCACUCGUCCCGCGCAGUCUUCAGAGUCUGGACCGGAAGCAACAUCUUCGUGUGCUCACAGCCUAUGCGCUUGCUGAAUACAAGCUUGGUGAUGUGGAGCACGCACGGACCAUGUUCGAAACGUUAGUGUCACGGUAUCCAAAACGCACAGAUAUUUGGUGGCAGUACAUUGACCAAGAGGUCCGACUGGAAAAUGCCGCUGGAGCUCGCUCACUGAUGGAGCGUUGCUUGGCCGCACGCAAGCACACGACCAAGCAGGUGAAAUCGCUCUUACAGAAGUGGCUUGUGAUUGAGAAACGCGUUGGUGAUGAAGCUGGCGUGCAGCGGGUCCUGGACCGUGCGCGUGCUUUUGUGGCUAGUGUGCAGAAGCGAGCCGCCAGUAUCGGAGAUGACGAUGCACGAGACGAAGACGAAGAGGACGCACAAAAUGAUGGGGACGACAGUGACGACUUCGAUGAGGGUGAGAAUUAUAAGUAA
Molecule: messenger RNA, 837 nt
Organism: Malassezia globosa CBS 7966
Lineage: Eukaryota; Fungi; Basidiomycota; Malasseziomycetes; Malasseziales; Malasseziaceae
Exons: 1
Coding region: 1-837 (278 amino acids)
Biological process (GO): rRNA processing
Cellular component (GO): small-subunit processome; nucleolus; nucleus
Molecular function (GO): protein binding; RNA binding
Source: RefSeq, a predicted model, not a curated record